AUGGGCAUGACAAGCAGCGUCAUGGUCAGUCUCGCGCCCCAGAAUCCUUCGUCUGGCCUUCCUGUCGCCAUUCUCUGGAGCACCAUCGCGUGCUUCCUUUUCGGAGUCCAGAAUUACGCCAUCGCAUACACCAACUCGCUGCCCGGCGACGACUUCUGCCGGACCGUUGGCCUCCUCUGGUUUUUCACUGGCGUGUGCGGCCUCGGAGCCCUUGCCCGCCACCCUCUGCAUCGCAUCUUUUUCUCUGAAGCUGAAGCGAAGCCUGGCCUCGCGGAGUCCCUGAUCGCACCCGAGGCGGGCACAGUGACGCUCCUUUCGAAGACUGCGACACUGGGCGGAGGGCUAGCCAUCGGCAUGGCACAGCUGUUCAUGAAGCUCAGCUUUGGUGCUGACCCAGACGCCGAGGGGCCGCUCGCCUCCGUGAUAUGCGCCGACGUCAUACUGGUCUCGGUGCUCUGUCACUUUGUGUACCACGAGUAUCUCAACGCCGCGCAGUGGGGUAGCGUGGCGCUGGUUUUUGCCGGCUUGAUCACGAUGGCCGGGGUCUUCGACGGUGGCGGUGGCACGUCCGUCUCACCGGUGGCCUUCUCCCUCGCCUUCGCCGCAAUGAUCUCUUUUGGUGCCUCCAUCUUCUCCGUCCGCGUGGCGGCCGUGGGCGGCAUUGCGGCGUCGAGCGGUUUUAUCGCGCGCACGCUCAUUCUGGGCGCCUUCUCUGUCCCGCUGCUGAUCGCUGCCCGCUGGGACUCGUCGAGUGUCCUAGGGAUCCUCAUCCCGUCGUCGUGCGGCUUCAUGCAGGCACUUCUCACACCCAUGCAGCUCGCUUUUCGCUAG
Molecule: messenger RNA, 831 nt
Organism: Emiliania huxleyi CCMP1516
Lineage: Eukaryota; Haptophyta; Isochrysidales; Noelaerhabdaceae
Exons: 2
Coding region: 1-831 (276 amino acids)
Source: RefSeq, a predicted model, not a curated record